CGGCCGCCGCCCCGCCCCGCCCCGGAGGCGGCACCGCCGGGAGAGCAGCGCCGGCUGAGGCAGCAUCGCCGCGCAUCGCCGCUCGCCGCGCACGGCAGGAUUUGCCCGUGGAAGAUUAGGGAAGAAGCAUGACCAAGAUGAACUGCAUCCUGCUGACCACCUGCAUUGUUCUGAUUGCUUUUUGUGGCUCUGGUUCUACCUUAAGAUGUUACCACUGUGACAACAGCCCUACCCUGUGCAGGACCAACAGCACCUGUUUAACGACUGAAGACACUUGCUUGCAGUUAAGAUUUGGUAAAUUGAGAACUUUCUCCUGCUGGAAGACAUCCCAGUGCAAUGUGAAUGAAAUUGCUGAUUCCUUCCUGUUGGAUAAUUUUGAAUUCUUUUGCUGCCAACACGACCUGUGCAAUGAGAGUGCAAUUACUGGGGUUAACAAAGCAGCCUUCAGUAUUGCUUCUGUAAUGGCCAUGUUAUGGAUGCUCCUGUAAUAAUCCUGAUUUGUAAGCUGUCCUUUCAAGAUGAAGUUACACAAAACCAUUAACUCUUUUCUAUAAUAGCAUAUUUUCAGCUCCAGUCCAUAGGCAGAAAUAUUCCUGUGUAAUUUUGUUUCCCAAGGUUCUGUCUGUUCUGUUCUGUGUGUUGUUAUCACUUAGUGGGUGUUUUGAUCUGUCCCCCUGCUCAUGGGGAAGAUCAGCUCUUGUGAAAUCAUAUUACCUUGUGGAGAGCCUGGGCAAACUCCAGUGGGUGAUGUGAAGGAGAAGGAACAUUACAGCUUUUCUACUGGAAAGUGUAAUUUUUUUCCUGUCCCAUAAACUGUCAUUUUUUUUAGUUGGUAUUUCUGUGGGUUUUGAUUUGUUUUGCUUUGGAUCCUCCUUGUCACAAACCAAGCAGUGGAUUUGCCCUCAACACAAGAAGUGUUGGAUCAUAAGUGUACCUUGCUGCAGUCUUUGUGAUGAAUAUGGAAAUAUUCAGUUUCAAGUCAUGUAAACACUUUGUUCCCAUCACUGUACCUGUUUUUUUUUUUUUCUGCAAGCCAAUGAUAUAACCUUGUCAAGUGCUGUUAUUUUGGGAGAAAGCACCAACAUUUCUUAAGCCAAAACCAAAAUAUUGCUAUAAGUGAGAAACACUUCUCUCUUUUUUUUAAAUAUAUAUAUUUCUGUGAGCAUGUAGACAACAUGUGAUAGCUUCUUUUUGGAUUUUCCUCAUACAUAACCCAUGCUUAGGAUUUUAAGUGAGCAUGUGCUUUGCACUGAGUAUUUAUUGGUAUACUGAAAAUCAAUUAUAAAAUGCUAAGGAGUUGAAAUGGCACAUGUAGUUUACUUCCUCACCUAGUUAGCUUUUGGGUUUUGUUGAAAACGGUGACAUGUAAACUUAACCCUUCAAGCUUCCACCUAAGAGUAUUAAAAUCUUGCACAACUUUCUUUCCAUAAAUGGCAAUGCACAGUAUAGGUGUGUAUUUAUAUAGCAUGAAUAAUACCUGCUCCAUCUGUAGGUGUGAGAGGUCAAAUUCUGAAAUACAUUGCUCUGCUCUGUGGUGGAGACAGACCUUGGGACAAUCUCUGGUACCUGGGGACCCUCUCAGUCCGGUGGGAUGUCACAUCCUCUUUCUUAUUCUGGAGCUGCUGGCAUAUCCUUGCCAGAGUUGUGUCCAUUGCCAGUGGGAUAUCCUCUUCCUGAGGACCCUCACUUGUGCUCGUGACACCAAGUGAAACCAGUCACAACAAGGGUGUUGUUCCAAAUCCCUGAUGUAAUCCACAAUGUACCUUUUGGUUGAGUUUAUUGUAGCUAUGAAAGUGUCCUGGGAUCUUUCCCAUCACUCUAAAUACAGAAGUAGUCCUGUCUUUGAUAAAUAAAAAUGU
Messenger RNA from Camarhynchus parvulus, 1859 nucleotides. It is a transcript of the gene CD59, whose product is annotated as CD59 molecule (CD59 blood group). The record is from RefSeq and is a predicted model, not a curated record. The coding region runs from base 129 to 488 and encodes 119 amino acids. Lineage: Eukaryota; Metazoa; Chordata; Aves; Passeriformes; Thraupidae. The transcript is spliced from 4 exons.